Molecule: messenger RNA, 1146 nt
Organism: Symbiodinium pilosum
Lineage: Eukaryota; Dinophyceae; Suessiales; Symbiodiniaceae
Source: the annotation of a GenBank genome assembly
UUGGCGAAGGUGGCCGUGGGAGAUUUCGUUCUCUCUAAGAAGAUGUUGGGAAGACUCCAGCGCUACCAGCCGUGUGAAGUAAGCGACGCUUCGGUGCAAGCAAUUAGUGCAAUCCCGCGGAUGUACUGCUAUGGUGAGCCCUGCCGUUUCGACGCAAGCUUGCGCUGGUAUGAGUCGAGCAAACCUGCGCUGUUCUUCCCUUUCGGCAUGAGGGUAGAUCCUUCUCCCACGUCUCCACAGAUCGGCGACCUGAUGCUCAUGUUUGAGUACGUGCCCUGUGGACCUGUGAGUCUCCUGGGAGUGCAGGUGCCCUUUGAAGCAGAUGCCGGCCCAAUCUUGGUUCCGGGCAUACGCUGCAGGGUCCGAGAAAGAGAGGCAGAGAUCUGUGAGGUCACUCCCCCUCCGCUACCAAUAAAGGUGCAUUUCACCGAGCAACCACCCGGGAAGGACAGCGAGGACUACUUCGAAAUCAGCGACGUGGUCUGCUCGGAUCCACCAGAACCUUGGGCGGUGGGAACCAACCAGAAGACCUUUGUGCCUCUGCAGUUCCACGAGAACAAGGCCAAGCGAUCUAUGUGGAUAAGAGCCAACACCGCCACAACGAACAUUGCAGACGAGAUGGGGCGCAGCCUGUUGGGCGAGAACGAGGCGGACGUAUACAUUGAGGACGAUCGAUCGGUCAGGUUGCAUCUGCAGCACGGAUCGGACCAGUUGUUGAAGAUGUUGAAGCAAACCUUCAAUUGUGUGAAGUUGGCAUCUGCCUUCCUGGAUGGCUCAUCGCCUGAUGAAUUGUGUCUGGCGUUCGAGGGCACCUACUCUUGCGAGGCAGUCAUCAUGAAGGAGAAGGCAAUCGAACGACGGAUCAAUGCUGCCGUGCGUUUGUUCGGUUUCCUGUUGAUGUGGCAGAGCUUCAACUACAUGCUGCGCCCCCUGACGUGGGUGUUCUCCUUCCUGUGGAUUGUGGGGACGCUGCUCUUCCUAGUGGUGCAUGCUGGGACCUUUGUUUGUGCCUGCAUGUUCUCGGGCUGCACCAUUGGCACAGCAUGGGUCUUCUAUCGUCCUGCCUAUGGGCUAUUGAUCUUUAGCGUGCCUCUGCUAGUCCUAUGCUUGUCACACCUGCGUGCGGCGAACGAGCAGCACUUCUGA